AUGGUUGACGCCCAGUUUACAUACACCUACGAGUACCAAGGUAAUGCAGCGCGUCUGGUGCACACACCAUUAACGGACAAGUGCUAUCUGACACUGACGCAGGCCAUGCGGACUGGACUGGGAGGCAACCCAUACGGCCCGGCCGGCACUGGGAAGACGGAAUCGGUCAAAGCGCUCGGGGGUCUGUUAGGACGUCAGGUAAAGCCCAGUAGCUCCUGGGUCCUGUGGAAUUGGGAUGUUGAUUUAACGUUUAUGGCAAAAGGCUUUCUUGGUUCGCCUCGCUGUAUCAUACAAGAAGGGGGCUUUUAG
Molecule: messenger RNA, 309 nt
Organism: Protopolystoma xenopodis
Lineage: Eukaryota; Metazoa; Platyhelminthes; Monogenea; Polystomatidea; Polystomatidae
Source: the annotation of a GenBank genome assembly